Molecule: messenger RNA, 717 nt
Organism: Penaeus vannamei (Pacific white shrimp)
Lineage: Eukaryota; Metazoa; Arthropoda; Malacostraca; Decapoda; Penaeidae
Molecular function (GO): odorant binding
Source: RefSeq, a predicted model, not a curated record
CCUCGAGUCCCUUGGGCCUGGACAGAUUCAGCGGCCAGCCGAUUAUCCUCUUCUACCCUCCUCAAGGACAAGGCCAAGAUGCAAGGCUUCCGGCCGACUUCCCAUUCAAGCUCUUCUCUCGACGCCAGAAGCGCGAGGCCCCCCUGUACAGCGCUCCCAUCCUCAAGAAAAUGGUCCAAAAGGUCAAGGCGAAGGUCAGCAACUUCACCUGCGUCAUGAGGAAGAUGAACUACAUUGACGACGACUUCAACAUCGAUUACAAGACAGCGAUCGAAGAAACAAAGAAACUGGACAUUGCUGACGACCUGAAGGAGGACCUCCUGGAAGCCAUGGAGAAGUGCAAGGACCUUACGAUGUGCCUCCCCCUCGAGAAGUCCGGCUCCCCGAUGCCCCUGAAGCUGCAGCGCAUCGUCGCCCUCAACAAGUGCUGGAAGAAGGCCCGCCUCGGCGUCUGCAUGAAGCACGACCUCAUGAAGUACCUCAACUGGUUCGACCUCUCCGAGUUCCCUGCCGACGAGGACGACGACGAGGGCUCGAAGGCCGAGAAGCUCCUGCACCUCCUGUGGGGCGUCGAGGCCAGGGACGACUUCCAGCUGUACUGAGCGGACGAAAGGGAACAGCUGGGCUCUCAGCGCUUCCCCGUGCUUGCUGAUGCGUCGCUUUGUCUUUUGGAAGAAAUUCGUAAAGUGUCGCCGAAUAAAUAAUGCAAAUUCUGAA